This is a messenger RNA of Racocetra persica, 143 nucleotides long. Lineage: Eukaryota; Fungi; Glomeromycota; Glomeromycetes; Diversisporales; Gigasporaceae. The record is from the annotation of a GenBank genome assembly.
CCCAACUGCAUCUGAUAUCUACGAUGAAUUAUUAAAAUGGCAUAAUAUAGUAGUAAAUUGGAGUUCUGCAUUCCGGUCUGCAGAUAUGAUUAUUCCAGCAUUAUCAACCAAACCGCAAAUUUAUCCUAAAGAUAGAUUAACCA